Messenger RNA from Puccinia graminis f. sp. tritici CRL 75-36-700-3, 570 nucleotides. RefSeq lists its product as uncharacterized. Lineage: Eukaryota; Fungi; Basidiomycota; Pucciniomycetes; Pucciniales; Pucciniaceae. The record is from RefSeq and is a predicted model, not a curated record. The transcript has 2 exons. The coding region runs from base 1 to 570 and encodes 189 amino acids.
AUGACGGAUACCGGCAGUACUCCUGGCUGCCGGAGCUUCUUCCAGGCAACCUGGUUGCCAAGGAGGUUCCUUACCGGCAACCUGAUUGGUCUUGAUCAGGUUGCCAAGGAGGGGUCCUCUCCAGAAACCUGGCCAAGACCACCGGCACCGAGUACCGCACCCGGCGCCUGUUGGUGGGUUCCGGAGGAGUGGAGGCAGUACACGCCAACGGGUCCCGGGUACCGCCCAAGGGGUACCGCAAGGCCAUCUUUAACUAUGCUCCGGGAGGGUCCCACGCGGGAAUUGACCCGGACACCGGCAGAGAAAAACCGCUUCUACGAUUGGCUUCUCACAAUGGGUAUGGAGGGAGAGAUGGAGGCCAUUGGGGAUGCACAGAAGUUUGCCAUUCAGGCGGCUUUGACAAACAAGGACUGUACCACAGUCCACAACAUCCAGACGUUUAUUUCAGGAUCAAUCACCAAGGCUACUCUGACAACCAGGGUAAUCGAGGUGGUCAUAGCUAUGGUCAAAACGAUAAUAGAUACUCUUCAGGAUUAUCCUCAGGGCUGUCAGAAUUCAGGAAGAGGUUAA